AUUAAGUUUGUAAUCGACAGGAGUGUGCACUGAUGUGUCGAGACUGGGGGCAGUGGGAAGUGAAGGUGAUUAAUCAUAGGUGGGGCUUGUAUGUACCUAUCCUUAAAGUUUUAAAAAUCACAGGUGAGAGACGUUUGAUCGUUUUGUUAUGUAUAACGUGUGUAUGUGUGUUUGGUUCCCACUCCAAGGUGCGUUAUACAGGUGUGUAGUCGUGGUGGUGGGGGUUUCGACUUUUUCGUCUUAAGGAGGGACUACUGAACAUGUAAAUUUCGUCGUCGUUGUGGAGUUCCGUGUUACACAGAAGCGUUGCCUGGGACUUUUCAGUAAGCGCCGAGAGGAAGGUGAGAGGAGAAAGGGACCCCCUCCCUACAAACAGAGCUUAUCUGCUUACCGUGACAUUUUUGAUUUUACUGUAUAAUCUGUGGGGUGAGUGUGGCUCGAUUCAGAAAUAGACCCGGUAAAUUCCCGUACAUGUGUAUAUGCAAAAGACCAACAAACGCUUCGAGUGCUAUGCAAGCCGUGGAAUAUUAGCACCUCGCAGUGCAGAGGGUACACACACAUAUAUAUAUAUACCUACACAGUCAGUCGGUGAGUGGGCUCUCCCACACGUAUAUGACUACCCCACAGAAAUAAGUCCCCCUGUGGUGUGUGUCGGUUCAUAGCGGGAUAAGUUACAUCAGGAAUGACGACUGGACACACUGGACCUAUUAUGUGUGUGGAGGGUUAAGAUACCUAACACUACUAGUGUUACAGACACGCUUUGACCAGACGGUAGCACAACCUCACACGUCCGGGACGGUGCUACUACCAACUCAGGCAGUCAUGGGGCUGUCUUGUCUGGUCGUUUCUUCAUACUCGACAAAAUUAUUAUUUCUUUUCUUUGUGUGCUUAAUAUGUUUAACAAAUACAAAUGGAAUUCGGCUUGACGGAAGAGUCGGCUCUUACGCAAAAUAUCCUAAAUGGAAUGCAUGCACAAAUGCUUCAAUAAGUUUCGAGUUCAAAACUCAACAAGUAAACGGCCUUCUGAUGUACACGGACGAUGCAGGGACCUACGAUUUCUUCGAACUCGUGUUAGUAGACGGUGUCCUGCGAAUGCGUCUUAAUAUCGUCGAUGGUCGAGACGGAAGUGUUGAAUUUCUUAUUGGAGAAAAUCUCGCUGAUGAUAAAUGGCACAAAGUGUCGGUGCAGAGAAAGAGAAUGGCGACCAGCAUUACAAUUGAUGACGAUACAGAUGGGACCCUGAGAAGGCUUUCCUAUGGCUCCGAUUUUCAUUUUGGAGACAUCCAGAAUAAUAGUGGAGUUUAUUUUGGAGGAAUGCCUCAGCAUCACUUCAGCACCAACCUGAGGAAUCUUGCGUUACCUUCGGUUAUGUUUGUGAAAGGUCUACGAAGUUCAUUCCGAAAUGUGAUUUACGGAAAUUGUUCGUGUUCUUUGGUUCGUGCAGUUGCAGAACCAAGAGCCGGUCAAUAUUAUGGAGUUCCGGAAAUUUGUGAAACAAGAAAUCCGUGUGGAGAUUGUCUCUGUAUAAGUGGGGAUACGGCACCGGAAUGCAAAUGUAUCGGAUUAAGCUGUAAAUCAACAUAUUACCACUUGCCGAUGGACGCCCUUGACGGAACCUCCUUGGUGAACCCCUCCGGACUUGAUGCGCGUGUGUAUGGUAACCCCACCCUCACCCGAGGAGCCCUAAAUAAGGCGCUGGUCCUAGAUCGAGGCCAGUGGAUACAGGUCAGUGGCCCCGGACAUCGCUACGAGUGCUUCGGUGACCUUGAACUCUGUUCAAAAGGUUACACCCUCGGUUUGUGGGUCCACUUUAAAAACGCGGGCAACACCAAAGGGGUUUACAUGACGAACGGCGGUCAUGACGCUGAGUCGCACGGGAUCGCCAUGACCUACAAAAAAGGUCUUCUCGAGUUCAUCUUCAAGAAGAAAAAUGGCCAGACAUGGAUUGUCAAGUCUGACAACGUUUUGUCUGAUAAAUGGUAUCACGUGUCAGUCACGUGGAAAGAGAAUGAAGGCCUCAGUCUCUUCCUGAACGGCGAACCUGUAAACAAAAGUCCGAACCCCCAGCAAAGGGCUGCCGCAAUAUCACGUACAAACAACAACUUCAUUGUCGGACAUGCGCAGGGCAACCUUGACAGUUUCAUUGUGGACGAACUCAAGUUCUGGUCUGAUUUCAAAACGGAAGAGGAAAUCAAGGAGAUCGGACCGAUGUACCGGUAUUACUUUUCAAUGGAGGAAAGAAUCGGAGACGAGCUCAUCGUUAAUAACGCGUACACGGAUAUAAAUGGGAACGUGGCCUUGACACCUGGGAAAAUAGGAAACGCUUUGACCUUUUAUGGCGAUGGUGGUUAUGUCACGAUCGAAGACUUUGCGAACACAUGUUUGGGUGACGUCACAAAAUGUUUAUACGGAUUUACAAUUUCUUUCUGGAUCGAGUUCAAGUCAUUAACAGGCGAUAUUCCUUAUUUCUCCAGCGGACCUAGAGGGUUGAAGAUUUUCUCUCGAGGGGGAAAUUUGCACGCUGAGGUAUCAAAUGGAAAGGAAACGUGGUCCGAUAGUUUUUACGGAUUAAAACAUGACAAGUGGCAUUUUAUUGAAGUCACAUGGUCUCCUAAAAUUGGAUUAUACUUGUACCUAGAUCUGGAGAUGGUCUCUAGCCAACCCACACCUGAUUCACGGGACGGAUCGGUUCCAACACAAGAAAACUUUCUCAUUGGUCGAGCCGGAUCUGGCAUGACGGCUAUGAGGUACCCAAAUGCCGCCAUUGAUGAAGUCGAGAUGCAUUAUGGGGACCGAUUCUCCCUACUUCAUCUCGACCUUAUUCAGAGAGGAAAGCCCGACAAUUACCAAUUCAGUAUGGAUUCGAUGCUAGGAGAUCGUCUAAUACAUCCGACACUCCUCGUGGAAACCUUCAAUCGACCUAAACUCGUCUCCGGGAAAAUCGGGAAAGCCAUCAAAUUAAACGGCGAACAGCAGGUGGUCGACUUUGGUGAAAAAUCUUUCGAGUGUUUUGGAAACUUAGACUUUUGUCACCAUGGCAUAUAUACCUCGCUUUGGUUUAGACCAACAACUUUCAGAAAUAAUAUGUAUUUUUUCACCAGCGGCCAUAACGGGUUAACUUUGAGUAACACGAGGAGAAAUCUGAAGGUCACGGCCGGGACAUCGACCAGAAUGUGGGAAGCGUCAACAGAUGUACUUGUGCCGGGAACAUGGUAUUUCCUUGAAAUUUCCUGGGAUCCUGAAACUGGAUUAGAAGUUUUUGUUGACGAAGUUCCUGUUGCUAAGGACAAGGAUCCAUCAAAAAGAACGGAUCCACUUCCGGAAAGUUUAAUUGAAAGCGCUCUUCAGAACAAGAUAUAUCUGGGCCGCGGAAACGUUUAUAUGGAGGACGGGCAGUAUGGGAAAGGCACAUUCGAUGAACUGGCGUAUUGGUACGGGCCUCGUGACUAUCUAACGGCUUUUGGGUAUCUGCAAAAAGGAAAGCCAACUAGCUACUUGAUCGAUUUCCAGAACAUGCGCCGUGGGAAACUUUUACACUCCGAACUCUACCUACCCACAGUGGGCUCCCCUGGACAGGUUCCGGGAGUUGUGGGAAGGGCACUGAAACUUAACGGCUUCGGUCAGUAUUUGGACAUUGGCCAAAACCAAGGCUCUUGUCUCGGAAACUUGGAAAAAUGUCCGAACGGUAUAACCAUUGGAGCGUGGAUGAACUUCCAGGCCUUCUUUGAAAACAUGUAUAUUAUGUCCACCGGAAAAAACGGUCUGCGCAUGUUCCAUAAAGAGGGUAAUAUUUACGUCACCGUAGACCAGGAUGGCAAACACUGGGAGGUGAACUUCCCACGUGUGGAACCGGAAACGUGGAAUCACAUGGAGAUGUCCUGGCAUCCGGAUCACGGACUCUCCGUAUAUGUAAACAACACUCUCGUGGCCAAAUCUCGUUACACAAACGUACCGAUAGAGGUCGCUACCUCCGUUCCUAACUUCUAUGUGGGAAGGGCAAAUAAUGGCGACUCCACCGAUAAUGUCAACGACGCCAGAAUGACUAUAGAUGAGAUGGAGAUUUGGUUCGCCAGGAGGGAAGAGUUACUGGCCUUUAAUUACCUCUUACGGGACAACAUUCCUCACGAGACUUUCUCCAUGGAGGACGAACAAAACGGCAUAGUUCGUCACCCCCGCUAUACUGUUACUUUAGCAAAUGGCGCCAAGAUAGUCCCGGGCAAAAUCGGCAACGCAGUUUCAUUGGCUGGAACAGGACAGUACGUGGAUCUUGGCGUCCCAGACGACAAGUGUUUGGCGGAUAUCAACCAAUGUAAGAACGGACUGACGAUGUCGCUUUGGAUAAAAUCAAGGGAACUUGUGGAUGGCUCUUACUUCGUAUCGGCACCUUCGUACUCGCUCUUCUAUCGUGAUGGCGAACUCGUUGCUAGGUUCCACUCAGACGGGAAGACUUGGCAAGUUUCCAGUCCAAAUUUUCAAGCUGACAGGUGGCACAAUGUUGAAGUGUCAUGGACACCAGAAAAAGGUCUUGCACUUUAUCUCGACGGUGUCAAAGAGGGCGCCACUGCCACCUGGACCCAGUCACAGGCCGAUGUGCCCUCUGGCAGAAAUGUGUACGUCGGACGGGAACAGAGGGACGAGCCAGCGCGGACCAGGGCCCUUGUAGACGAGAUACAGUACUGGUAUGGUCCAAGGGACCAGGUCAUGAGAGCCGGACAGAUAGGAGAAUUCCUCAAGCACGAAGUUAUUCCAUUUGACCGAGUUAUCAGGAUACAAAACGGUACAUCCAACAUAGUUCUCCCGACCAGGACCAUUCGUCUGCACGAGGGUCCGGUCCAGGUUCAAGGUCAACACGGUAGUGCCAUCAGGGUCAACGGUAAAGGUCAAUAUCUUGAUCUCGGGGACGACCUCAUCUGUAACGGUAAUCUCGAGAACUGCCCGGAAGGUAUAACCAUGGUGAUGGCAGUGAAACCGGAAACGUUACUCGGAAACAUGUAUUUCUUUGACAGUUUCCCAGUCUCGCUUUACUAUCGAGACGAGAAGUUGUACGCCACGGCCAGGACACCGACCAAGUCCUGGACAGUGUCGGCACCUGGGUUCGAACCAAACGAAUGGCACCUCGUGGAGCUCUCGUGGCAUGAUCAAGGAGGACUGACUAUGUAUAUGGACGGUCAGAAGGGAGGAUACCAGUCGUUCGGAACCCCUCAGCAAGAAGUUCGGGAGUGGAGUAGCAAAUCGUACGUCGGUAGGUCGUUGUCGGACAUGGUGAGGGAACGCUAUGCGGACGCUACAUUCGAACGUAUGGAUACGUGGAAUGCUAGGAAAGGAUAUCUCCAAUCUUUUAACUUGAUGCCUAGAACGGAAGGACUCCCAACCGAACGCACCGCAGUCGGGCCGGUUAUUCCACCCAUUAACGUUACACCAGUUAACCCCGGUAUUUCCGGUGGGGGUAUUGGAUCUUCCGGAAUCAAUGUGAUAACAGGAGGGGGUUCCCCGGUAAACCCUCAACCAGACCGAGGCACCGGCGGCAGCGAAAUCGUGAUCGAACUGGAAGGUGACCUUGGGAGGGAGAAUGUCAGACGUCAGCCGCCGGUAGGAACCGGAUCAGGAAAUGUUGUCACCAACAUUAGUCCUCCUCGGAAUCCUCGACCACAAGUCGAGUACAUAGAAAUAACGAAUCUCACUGGAACUCUUAACGUAAACCGUCCUCCAACACCGAGACCGCAACCCCGACCGCAGCCUCAGCCGCAGCCGCAGACACCAGCUCCCGUGUCGACACAAGGCGGAAGUCGACUUGUCCAACAGGGCGGAAGUGUGUCGAGCCGACAGAGGAACACCAAUACAAUCCGGUUUAUGGGAGAUGGAGCGUACGUCCACUACAACUUCAGUGUGUUUACCGGACUACACCCCCAGAUGGUGGAAUAUACACAGAAUGAGACCUUCUCCCUCCAGUUCAUCACACAGGCGACUAAUGGACUCAUCUGGCUCGAUCACCGCGGCAGCGAAGUCCUAUACCUGGCGCUCAGGGAUGGUUACCUAGUGUUCGGGAUUGACGAGGGUGUCGGCGCCCCCCGGGAGAUCCGACUCCAGUAACAUACCAGUAC
Molecule: messenger RNA, 6101 nt
Organism: Mizuhopecten yessoensis (Yesso scallop)
Lineage: Eukaryota; Metazoa; Mollusca; Bivalvia; Pectinida; Pectinidae
Exons: 12
Coding region: 823-6090 (1755 amino acids)
Source: RefSeq, a predicted model, not a curated record